This is a messenger RNA of Amoebophrya sp. A25, 1092 nucleotides long. NCBI's taxonomy places the organism in Eukaryota, Dinophyceae, Syndiniales, Amoebophryaceae. The record is from the annotation of a GenBank genome assembly.
AUGCUCACUUAUGCUGGGUGGACAAGAAGUUUUAAUGUCACUCGUGGUCACUAUCAACUAGUCGUACUUCUAGCUAGGACAAUUUUUGACUAGCUAAUAUUAUGAGUUACUUUUGUAAGAUCUAAUAUUUAUUGCAUAAAAAUGACUUAAGAUUACUGUAUGAAUCUUGAUGAGGCUACUCACUCCUGUUGAUACUAAUUCUCCUUUAGGAAGAUGAUCGAAUAAAAAAUGCAUUAUAAGCUGCUCCACUCACUGCAUAGUUGUCAGCCAUCAUAUAGUCAUGAGCAAGAUUCUUCUUUCUUGCUGAUAGAGCCAUUUUUAAGACAUCCCGAACAAGCAUUCUAGCUCUAGUUAGGGGCGCAACCAAUCUUGUUAAUGAAUCCCUCAGGUUAUUUAACUCAGCCUUUUCAUAUCAGCUCGCAAGAGGGAGCAGCAGCUAGUGGCGCCAAGAAGUCGGAUGGUAGCUCUUUCCAGGCUGUUUUAAGGCAGUCUGCACUGAACUUUGUGCGGGUUUUUCACGGAACUCGCUCGCGAUACAAAAAAAAAAAGUGCGAGAUUAACUGUAUUGUAUUGUUAGAAUUGCUGACGAAUACGGGUGACGGUAGAGGAGCGGGAGGCUCAGAAGUGAGAGACAUUUUCCCGAAUGAGAUACUGGUAUAGAACUAGAGAGAACAUGGUAAAUAGGUAACAUUGACACCAUUCAGUAUAUAUUAGACAACAGAGCUAGUUAUGCGCCAACAUUGUAUUAACGCAAUUGUAUAUGUAAGAACACUAUUGUAUGGAACUACGGUCACCAUGAACGGUGAUAACAGGGACAAUAGCAUGCAACACUAUUGUAUGUGUCAAAAUAGCGCUAUUAUCUAUCCAUUUGCUCUGCACAGCGACAUAGAUUUGGAAGCCAUUACCUGUACACACAUUCUUGACAAUGAAACGUUAUAACAGCAGCAGCACUGAAGACUCCAAUAAGAAAAGAACCAGAAGAGUCACUGGGGGAAAAUGACAAAGAUCAUUACAGAGAUAUUGAAUGAGAAAAUGUAUGUAUUUAUCGAAUUGGACUCAAUAUUGGGAAAACGAAACAGAUUAGGUUCAGAG